UUUUCAUUCCGCUGUUCAUUUGAUUCCUUGAUUAUUUGAUUUCUUUCAUCUCUAUGGAGAAUCCACCAUUUUUUGAUUUUGCAACCAAUCCUUCAAAUCCUUACUACUUGCAUCCUAAUGAAAAUCCAUCACUUGUUCUUGUUACUCCAUCAUUGGAUAACAAGAAUUACCAGACUUGGUCGCGAUCUAUGCGGGUCGCAUUAAUUUCCAAGAACAAAUUGAAAUUUGUUGAUGGCACCCUAAAUCCUCCUCCUGUUUCAGAUCUCCUUCAUGAACCAUGGUUAAGAUGUAACAACAUGGUUCUGUCUUGGCUUCAACGAUGUAUUUCUGAAACCAUUGCGAAAUCAAUCAUUUGGUGUGAUCGAGCCUCCGUGGUUUGGAAGCGAUUGGAGAACCGUUUUGCACAAGGUGAUAUUUUCAGAGUUGCUGAUAUUCUUGAGGAAUUGGCUAAAUUUCAACAAGGUAAUCUUGAUAUCUCCUCCUAUUUUACACAAUUAACCACUUUGUGGGAAGAAAUUCAGAACUUCCGGCCAAUUCGUGAUUGCACUUGUGCCAUCCCUUGCACUUGUGGUGUUGCUUCUGAUCUCAAAAAGUAUAAUGAGCAAGACAAAGUAAUUAAGUUUUUGAAAGGUUUGAAUGAGCAAUAUGCACAUGUGCGCUCUCAGAUUAUGCUAAUUGAUCCUUUGCCUGAAUUGGAUAAGACUUUUUCUCUUGUACUUCAACAAGAAAGACAAACACAUAUUCCUAUUUUUGGUGAAAUUCCUGUUGAUCAACAAUCAGCUGUUAAUCAAGUUCAGCAAACCAAUUCUAAUAAAGGUUUUGCUCGUGGUGGUUCUUCUAGCUAUAGAGGUCGAGGUAAAGGAUCUUAUAAUGGAACAAGAGGACAGAAUCAAGGCAUUACUCGCACUUGUAGUCAUUGUGGAAGGCAUAAUCAUACAGUUGAGACUUGUUUCCUUCUCCAUGGCUAUCCUCCUGGUUAUCAAAACAGAGGUCCUAAGUCAGCGAAUCUUGCGGUUUCUGAACAAAAGUAUACUGAUGCUGUCCAGAACCAAGGAUCUGUUAGCAGCCCUUCACUGAAUUCUAUCCAAGAGCAAUAUAAUCAGAUUUUGCAGCUUCUACAACAUUCAAAUUUGCAAGCUUCAACGUCAAACACCAUUUCUACUAUGCCUCAGCCUACUGUCAAUUCAGUUAUCUCACUUCCCGCAGCUUAUACUUCCACAUCCACUCCCAUAAUCGAUUUUGAACCAGAGAGUGAUUGGUAUAGCUAAGAAGUUUGGAGGACUGUAUGUGUUAGAUUCUUCACUGCUAAAUAAAUCUCAAAAUAAUGGUUUAGUUUCUGCUUCAAUUUGUAAUUCUGUUUUUCCAAGUUUGUCGUCUAAGUCAACUGAUUCUGCAAAUGUUUGGCAUUAUAGAUUGGGUCACAUUUCGGAUUCCAUACACAAAUGUAUUUCCAUUCAGUUUCCCAUUGUAAAAUACACCAGUACCCACUCUCCUUGUGAUAUAUGCCAUUAUGCAAAACAUAAGAAAACAUCAUUUCCUCAUA
Medicago truncatula (barrel medic) is the source of this 1543-nucleotide messenger RNA. RefSeq lists its product as uncharacterized. The coding region runs from base 54 to 1268 and encodes 404 amino acids. NCBI's taxonomy places the organism in Eukaryota, Viridiplantae, Streptophyta, Magnoliopsida, Fabales, Fabaceae. The record is from RefSeq and is a predicted model, not a curated record. The transcript is spliced from 2 exons.